AUGGCUACAUUCGCAAGCCACAAGUGAUAUUCUGUGUCGGUGAUGUUUUCGAGUAGUGCAUUUUAGUCUCGAUGUUCACCGUACCCGCGAGUUGGCUAUUUUUGAUUGUGUUUUCGUGGUUAAAAAUGGGAACGCUGUCAGAGAGUGACAUCGAAGUGAAUCCUUGCCAUUCCCUGCCUUCUAAUGCAAACCAAGAAGAUGCUCAGGAUGCGAACUAUUACUGCAUGCUAGUUCACUACGAGAUUUGGAAGGAUCAAGCAGAAUAUCUUAAGAACCCUCAUUGUUCACCGUCGUUUGGCGUCGAGUGUACGCCGAGGUAUACGAGUUAUGGUAUUAUGGACAGGAAAUAUCGGUGCACGAACACUGUCAAGCUAUGGACCUCCUGUGCGAAUCCGGUACCUUUUUAUUGGAAAGGAGAGCUCAAAAAAUGUGCCGUAGCUGAGAAAUAUUGGAGCGAACCAAAGGCAUUUUACGUUUCGAGAAAAACGCCUCUAGAAAAAUUGGAACCGAUCUACAAUAAUCACAUUUUGCAUUCUGAUAUGCAACCCAAUACGUGGCAGGAAAAAGGAAAAUACUCUGCACAUUUCGCUGUCCAAGGAUCAAGGGAAUCAAUGGAGGAUACGUUUACCAUUCAAGAAACUAUGGAAAAAAUCAAAGCAGCAUACUUUGCAGUUUUUGACGGGCAUGGCGGAAAUCUGGUAGCAGAAUUUGCUCGAAAAAAUGUAUGGCGUUAUCUAGCCCAGGAAGUCCAGAAAUCGCCCAAGGAGACUAUGGAGCUUAAUUCUCAACCCAUGUCGCUCAGCCCUCCACCUGCACAGUCUCAAAAAAAGUCGAAAUUUAUAAUCGAUGGUAUUGACUACAAAGAUGCUCUAAAAAAAGCUGUGGAGAAAACUGACGAAGAAAUCUUGAAAAGAAUACUCAUUCAUAAUGCUGGUUCAACGGCACUGAUUGCGCUGAUUGUCGGAUUAAAGCUGAUUGUUGCGAAUGUGGGAGACUCAAGAGGAGUAAUGUGCGACUCCAAGGGAAAUACAAAGCCAAUAUCUAUCGAUCAGAAGCCCGGGGACAAACGCGAGAUGGCGAAAAUCAUUGCUGCCGGUGGGCAGGUUAUCCUCACUGACGGCACAUAUCGAUUGAAUGGCGAUUUAGCAAUGUCCAGGGCAUUGGGAGAUUCCCGACACAAGGAGUCCGGGCUCAGCUCGGAGCCCGAUGUUCGCAUCUACGAUCUGUGCUGGUACAAGCCUCAAUUUUUAGUCCUCGCCACGGACGGUCUGUGGGACGUCAUGUCGAACGAAGAAGUGGUCGCUUUCAUCAAAAAUCGGUUUCUCGAGGACUAUUAUGGCGCCAAAAGUUUGGCCUACUUCGCGCACCUCCGCGGAUCCGCGGACAAUAUCAGUAUCACGGUGGUCAAUUUAAAGGAUAAAGAUUGGUCCUGUUGCUCGCCACUGUCAAGGAAACAAAGCCAGCGCUGCAAUGAAUAUUUUAGUAGAUAUCCUCGAUCUCCGAGUAGUGGAAGUGAGAGUAAUAGGUCCUCUUGGUCAUUUAAGUCUUCUGCGUCCUCAAUUCGCAGAAGAUGGAGCGGUUUGUGGCCGAGGAACCGAAACUCUAAGCGGGCAGGCAGCAGUCCACCUUCCUCACCAUGAUUAGAGUCCCUUUGUACUGAGAGUCAAGACAAUGUGAAUCCAUUUCUGAUUGGUUCCCGUAUUUUAGGCCUU
Messenger RNA from Bemisia tabaci, 1712 nucleotides. Its product is annotated as protein phosphatase 1L. The record is from RefSeq and is a predicted model, not a curated record. Gene Ontology annotation, molecular function: cation binding; protein serine/threonine phosphatase activity. NCBI's taxonomy places the organism in Eukaryota, Metazoa, Arthropoda, Insecta, Hemiptera, Aleyrodidae. Gene Ontology annotation, biological process: protein dephosphorylation.